Messenger RNA from Stegastes partitus (bicolor damselfish), 1806 nucleotides. RefSeq names its product insulin gene enhancer protein ISL-3. Lineage: Eukaryota; Metazoa; Chordata; Actinopteri; Pomacentridae. Gene Ontology annotation, molecular function: DNA-binding transcription factor activity, RNA polymerase II-specific; cis-regulatory region sequence-specific DNA binding. Bases 25 to 1119 code for a protein of 364 amino acids. The transcript is spliced from 6 exons. Gene Ontology annotation, biological process: neuron fate specification; positive regulation of transcription by RNA polymerase II; axonogenesis. Gene Ontology annotation, cellular component: nucleus. The record is from RefSeq and is a predicted model, not a curated record.
CACAAUCCCCUUCAGCCGUCCUGUAUGGUGGAUAUUAUUUUCAGCUCUUCUUUCUUGGGUGAUAUGGGGGAUCAUUCCAAAAAGAAGCCAGGAUUCGCGAUGUGUGUAGGAUGUGGAAGUCAGAUCCAUGACCAGUACAUACUGAGAGUCUCUCCCGACCUGGAGUGGCAUGCAGCCUGCCUCAAGUGCGCAGAGUGCAGCCAGUACCUGGAUGAGACGUGCACUUGCUUCGUCCGGGACGGAAAAACCUAUUGCAAAAGAGAUUAUGUAAGGCUGUUUGGAAUAAAAUGCGCAAAAUGCAACCUGGGAUUCAGCAGCAGCGAUUUGGUGAUGAGAGCUCGGGAUAACGUGUACCACAUCGAGUGUUUUCGGUGCUCGGUGUGCAGCAGGCAACUGCUGCCGGGAGACGAGUUCUCCUUGCGGGAAGAGGAGCUGCUGUGCCGGGCGGACCACAGCCUGCUGCUGGAGAGGAGCUCUGCGGGGAGCCCCAUCAGCCCCGGACACAUCCACUCCAACAGACCGCUGCACCUGGCAGCAGACCCGGUGACGGUGCGGCAGGCCCCGCAUCGGAACCACGUCCACAAGCAGUCGGAGAAGACGACGCGGGUCCGGACGGUGCUGAACGAGAAGCAGCUCCACACGUUGCGGACCUGCUACAACGCCAACCCGAGGCCGGACGCGCUGAUGAAGGAGCAGCUGGUGGAGAUGACCGGCCUGAGCCCCAGAGUGAUCCGCGUCUGGUUCCAGAACAAGCGUUGCAAAGACAAAAAAAAAUCCAUCCUCAUGAAGCAGCUCCAGCAGCAGCAGCACAGUGAUAAGACUGUAAGCAUCUUCAACCUUCAGGGCCUCACGGGGACGCCUCUGGUGGCGGGGAGUCCCAUCCGACAUGAGAGCACCGUGCAGGGGAACCCGGUGGAGGUUCAGACCUACCAGCCUCCGUGGAAAGCCCUGAGUGAAUUCGCGCUGCAGAGCGACCUGGACCAGCCGGCCUUCCAACAACUGGUGUCUUUCUCUGAAUCGGGCUCUCUCGGGAACUCCUCGGGCAGCGACGUGACUUCUUUGUCCUCUCAGUUACCGGACACCCCGAACAGUAUGGUACCGAGUCCGGUGGAGACGUGAAACUGGGCCCCCCCACCCCCCAACCCAACACACACAGACCUCCUCCUCUUCCUGCAAGGACAGUUGCAGCAUGAUCCCGGUCCCCUGCAUGAGACCAGCUCAUCACAUCGCCCAGACUACAGAGAGGAGAGCGUUUUCUUUAUUUCCUGACAUUGGAGGAGAUGGAACCAAGAAAGCACCGACUGACCCCGAGUUGUUUUUCUUUUUUUUUCCCCUCUAUUUUUUAUUUUUUUGGGAGAUUUCAAAAACAAAACAAAAAUAAAACACUUAGCAGAACAAUUGUUGCAUGACUCUAUGCGAUGGAAGAAAAAUGUACAGAAGAUCUCCAGAUGGAUAUACUACAAGAAACCUUCCUCCCCCCUCCAGAUAAACAAAUUGGAAACGUUUCCAUGACGGACGUUCUGCAGUUUCAUUGUGAUCAUAUUGUGUCUUGUUUCUUCAACAUGAGAACAUUUUUUGAUACAUUUAUUUGUCGAGUCCAGUUUGACUCUUUGUCUUAAGGUCAGAGCAUGAUAAUCUGCAAAGUAUUGGUGUUGUAAAAUACUUUAUCUUAAGGGCAGGAUACAGGUUGUUUGAGCUUCUCGAACAAAAAAAAAAAGUAAAUUAUUGUUAUAUUAUUUAUUGUUAGGAAAGCGAUUCGUUAAGGAAUUAUUAACUGCUAAAAAAUAAAAAAAAAUGAAUACGUAA